This is a messenger RNA of Helianthus annuus (common sunflower), 2728 nucleotides long. Its product is annotated as ankyrin-3. The coding region runs from base 116 to 2416 and encodes 766 amino acids. The record is from RefSeq and is a predicted model, not a curated record. The transcript has 4 exons. Lineage: Eukaryota; Viridiplantae; Streptophyta; Magnoliopsida; Asterales; Asteraceae. Gene Ontology annotation, molecular function: protein binding.
UUACUUCUCCCUCUGGCGCUAACCUCUUUCAAUUUCCCCCUCCUACAGUCUACAACUGUAGAGACAGAGAGAGAAACCGCCGGUAACUCAAGAGAGAAAGAGGACACGUACAAAAAUGACGGUUUUCGGUCACUCAGGCAGCGGCGGAGGCUUCCUCUCCGGCAAACAACAGGUGUUUCCAGUCGACUACGAAGCAGACGUCUCUCAACGCCUACUCGAAGCUUCGUCAUCAAAUGAUAUAAAAUCGGCGUUAGAUUGUAUUAACGAUCCAUUCAUCGACGUUAACUUCGUCGGUGCUGUUUCGUUGAAGGUGCGCACGGCGGAGGUGAUCUGCCACGUGGAAUCAGCAAAUGCGGUUCGAUUCGAAUACCAGGAGUUGAAAUCCGACGUCACUGCGUUGUUCGUUGCCGUUCACAACGGGAAUCUGAAUCUCGUUCGGAAAUUAUUGAGCCAUGGAGCUGAUGUGAAUCAGAAACUUUUUAGAGGAUUUUCAAUAACAGCAGCAGUAAGGGAGGGUCAUUUUGAAAUCUCUGAAAUAUUACUAAAGAACGGAGCAUCUCGGUCUGCUUGUGAAGAAGCUCUACUAGAGGCCAGCUGUCAUGGACGAGGAGGGAAGUUUAUUGAGUUGCUUAUGGCUUCUGAUCUGAUUCGGGCCAACAUUGCUGUGCAUGCUCUUGUCACAGCAUGCUGUAGAGGGUUUACAGAUGCGGUCGAUACUCUUUUGAAGUGUGGGGUAGAUGUAAAUGCAGCUGCUAGGGUGCUUCUCCAGUCAUCUAAGCCUUCUCUACACACAAACAUCAACUGCACGCCACUUGUGGCUGCUGUUGUUAGCAGACAGACCACGGUUGUUCGUAUGCUGUUGCAGAAUGGUGCCAAAACUGACAUCAAGGUGCCACUAGGAGCAUGGUCAUGGGAGAUGAGUUCAGGUGAUGAGUUUCGGGUGGGUGCAGGGCUAGCCGAUCCCUAUGCCAUCACGUGGUGUGCGGUGGAGUAUUUCGAAUCAAGUGGCACUAUAUUGCAACUGUUACUCCACCAUCUCUCCCCCAACACUUAUCACAAUGGUAGAACACUCCUACAUCACGCGGUCCUAUGUGGCAACAUAGGAGCCGUCAAAACACUACUCAAAUGUGGGUCCCACAUUGAUUCUCGAAUCAAGACCACGCAUAAAAACGAAUCCCAAGCAGUACACAUGACUACCCGGCUUGGGUUUCCGUCCAUUCUUCAACACCUAAUAGACUCUGGUUGUGACAUCAAUUCAAGAAUUACAAACAAUGGCGAAACACCUCUAAUGAUUUGUGCAAAAUUUAAACAAGAAAAAUGUCUUCGAGUCUUGAUCAAAGCCGGUGCUGACCUUGGUCUGGUCAAUAUGUUGGGUCAGUCUGCCCAGUCAAUCGCGAAAUCAAAUAAAUGGUCUAAUAGCUUUCAACAAACUGUGCUAAAUGUCAUCAAAGAUGGAACGAUACCCGUAUCCAACAACAAUACUGUCUUUUCGCCUUUAAUGUUUGUAGCUCGUUCAGGAGAUAUACAAGCCUUGAAAGCUAUUGUGAGCCGGGAAAACAUCAAUCUAAAUGAGCAAGAUAGCAAUGGUUUAUCAGCGGUUAUGGUGACAGCCAUACAAGGCGAUGUUCAUGCCUUCAAACUUCUCGUUUAUUCCGGUGCUGAUGUUAAACUCACUAACAAAAAAGGCGAGACGGCGAUUUCUUUAUCUAGAACCAAGGAGAACUCUGAUAUGUUUGAAGAAGUAAUGCUUCGGUUUACCCUCGAAAAGGGUAAUAGAAGUUCCCAAGGCUUUUAUCCGUUGCACUAUGCAUCUCGUCAUGGAGAUACACAAGCAGUCAAACUAUUGACCACUAGAGGAUAUGACAUAAACGCCCUCAAUGGGGACGGAUACACACCCCUCAUGUUGGCAGCAAGAGAAGGCAAUGCACAAAUGUGCAAGCUUUUGAUCUCAUGUGGAUCACUUUGUGAUGUCAGUAAUUCAAAAGGUGAAAACGCAUUGUCACUUGCAAGAAAACACACAAUGAAACACGCAGAGUGUGUGAUACUAGACGAGUGUGCUCGGGUGCUGGUUUUAGGUGGUGGGAAUGUGUUGAAACACACAAGGGGAGGGAAAGGAAGGCCACAUAGGAAAGUGUUGAAAAUGGUAGGGAGUGAAGGUGUGUUAAGGUGGGGUAAGUCUAAGAGAAGAAACGUUGUUUGUUUGGAAGCCGAGGUGGGCCCGAGCCUGAAAUUUGUAAAGCGUAGGAGGGCAAAAGGUGAUACCAACACAUCAGGGGUUUUUCGGGUGGUGACGGGAAAGAAAAAAGAAGUGCAUUUUGUGUGUGAGGGUGGAUGUGAAAUGGCGGAGUUGUGGGUGAGGGGGAUAAGGCUUGUGACCAUGGAAGCUUUUAGUGGACGAUUAAAGAGUAGGGUAUGAAGUGUUAGAAGCUCUUGUUUGUGUGUAUGUAUGUAUGUACGUAUAGAUAUUAGAUGCAUGGUGGUGAUUUUGUAGAAAAUCAUAGUUGAUUGAUGCAUAACAAAAAUCAUUAAACGGUUUUUGGUGUUUGUCAAUUACUAUUGAUGGUCUACAAAUCACCUCGAUUGUGAGUGUUUGUGUAUGGUGGUUUGAAGUUUGAACAAGUACUUCAUCUCGAAGUAUUGGUCUUUUGUAUUUAUUGAUGGACUUUGUAAGAACAAUGAUGGUUUUAUUUUUGAUAGUUAAUUAUAAAUUGGAUUUUUGUUUGAUAAA